Molecule: messenger RNA, 363 nt
Organism: Nannizzia gypsea CBS 118893
Lineage: Eukaryota; Fungi; Ascomycota; Eurotiomycetes; Onygenales; Arthrodermataceae
Exons: 2
Coding region: 1-363 (120 amino acids)
Source: RefSeq, a predicted model, not a curated record
AUGAUUUGCUCUUCUCGCGUCUUUUUUAUCGAUAUCCACUUGAUAUUUUUAGUUUUUGGACUGUGGCAGGGGGCUUCGUUGCGGAAGUCACAAGCCAGUCAAGAAGAGCAAAAGAUGUUUGAGAACACACACCCACAGCCGGAUCCUCUUGGGGGUACAUCUGUCGCUCAUCGUAUCGACCAGACAUAUCGACUUAACCCCGGGCCCUUGGCAAAAUCGCACCCCAGUUGCCGGAUACAUGCGCCAGUUGACGCAGUCACAGAAGCGAUUGGGAGUCGCAGUCAACAGCUCGCCACCCCUUAUCAUCAACAUCUGUAUGGACCGGAAUGUCAUCAUGCUACUAGGGAAAGCAUUCCAAGCUAG